Molecule: messenger RNA, 1366 nt
Organism: Solanum dulcamara
Lineage: Eukaryota; Viridiplantae; Streptophyta; Magnoliopsida; Solanales; Solanaceae
Exons: 4
Coding region: 98-1366 (422 amino acids)
Biological process (GO): proteolysis
Molecular function (GO): cysteine-type peptidase activity
Source: RefSeq, a predicted model, not a curated record
CAAACCAAGCACAUCAGAAUCCAAUACUUCAGCACCAUUUUCGACCGAAACUCUGGAUGUGAUAGAUGCUCUAAUAUACGGACUUCCAUUACCAGCCAUGCCAUUGACAGCUGUUAGUCAUGAGCAAGUUCAGGAUGAAUGUCUAUUACGCGAUAGCCAGCUACCAACCACUCUUCCAUCAAAAGCUAAUGUAUUGUCUGACGAUGCGAAGACACCAUCUCGAAGAAGCAGGAUUCCUUCGAAGAUCUUACAGUCGCCGUAUCUUUCAAACUUUGGGUCGAGUGAAAAGGGAAAGGAAAAUUUGUCAGAUGUUACGCAUCAGACACACCCUUUUGAAGGUUUUGGUAUAUGCUAUCAACCCCCUUCUGAGCUUGUCACAGACUACUCUCAAUGGAUAGAUAAAGGACUUCUAAAAUCACAUGGCAACAAGAAUUCGAAGGAGGAUCAUUACAGAUCUAAGUGCUCUUCAUUCGGCUUUGAAAAAAUGGACUUUGUUGUGGCAUUUCCUAAAGAUAAGAACUGGUUUUACCUAAUGUCACAGCCGGACAGAUGCUGGAACGAUGAGCACAUCGAUGUAAUAUUUUACUACCUUCGGAAGAAAUCGAAGAUGCAGUUGAGCAAUCAGUAUCGAUACACAACGACAAAUUGCAUUUUCAAAAAUUACAUCGAAUAUGCACACACACGCUACUAUCACCUUCCACCUAACAUUUCUACACAAGAAGAUAUGGCAAGGUCCACUGUUACAGCUCAUCAAGAGAGAUCCGUGAAGAACAUAAUAAGAGGUUUCUCAAUACCAGCCGGUUUGCCCUGGUAUUUGGUAGAUGAGGUAUACAUUCCAGUAAACUGCGACAUGGAUUUUCAUUGGGUUCUUGCGGUAGUUGUGUUGAAAGAGAGGUUGAUACGUGUGUAUGAUUCAUCGCCUAGACGAAGAAGUAGCAACCCUUCCCAAGAGAUCCAAAAGAUAGCAGCAAUGCUACCAACAUACCUGCAAGACAGUGGUUUCUUUGACAACAACGAACGUACUGAUUGGUCGUCUCUUGAUUCAUACAAGGACAAAUCAACCGGUAAUAUGCUUGAACCACAUCACCAAUUAGCAGUUGAGUAUGUUGAAGGAAUUGCGCAACAGGGAAGUGGCAUAUUGGAUUGUGGAGUUUUCCUGGCCAUGUUUGCUGAAUAUCUUAGUGAUGGAAUUUUUAUUCCAAGUACCGUACUAAACGCUGAAUUCUUCCGUUCAAGAUAUGCCGCACUCUUAUGGAGAUAUGGUUGUGAGAAGGCCAUGGAUGGUUAUGUUAGCGAUAACGACGAUCCAAAAAAACCAAGAAGAGACAUAUCUCCAAACCAAGGAGAACUGAUUGAUGUCCAAUAA